AUGAUCAAGAGCUACGGCACGGAGGCCGUCGACUUUGCGCGUGAAGAGGACGCCUUUAUUGACCGUCCAGUCAGCAGCCACCGUCGCCAUUCGUGGGGGGUCAUGGUGUUCGCUGCAGCGCUGGGGGUCGCUGGCGUGAGCUGUGUCACGAUGCACAACGCUUUGGUAUCCCAGCAAGAAGUCCUCGCCAAGAUGCAGCAGCAACUGGAUGCCAUGUCGUCUGUUGGUAUGCUCGAUGAAGACUCGACUUGGAACAGCGGCAAGAAGUUGAAGAAGGCCAAGAAGUUCCCGACCAAGUUUGCGGUCGACUACGUCACUCCUUUGAAGACGCAGGACGAACGCGGCACGUGCUGGGACUUUGCCACCGUUGGAGUCUUAGAAAACAGCUACAGACAGCAAGGAAUCGCUCACGGCUGGCUGCAAGAAGACGAGUACAUGGCGAUCUCGGAGCAAGCGUACGGCGCCGAAGUCCUACGUCUGUGUGCUGGUCCUCCUGGUUCUCCGCAACAAGUGGCGUGCUUGAUCCCAGGCAACGGCAUCUGGAAGAACUCGACCGAGGGAGGUGACGCCACGCUACUGGUGUACCUGAUGAAUGGCUUGAAGGACAAUAUCUAUCCACAUUCCAUCUGCCCAUACUACCCCGACGAUGGUAACGACACCGUGUGUCCUGGUCUGACAUCCGAGAAGCGCCAGACCAACCCGUUGAGUCUCAAGAUCAAGAAGAUGGAUACUCUAAUGGACGAGAUGUCGAUCAAGCACACGAUGCUGAAGCACCGCCAAGCUAUGUCGUUGACGACAGCUACACCGUACACGACGCACUACUAUCCCUGUAUCGGUGAGCUUGCUGCUCAAGGACGAUGCAAUCCAGCCUCAAUGGAAUGCACUUUGUGUCCACCUGAGUUAUCCAUGACGCCUUGCUGCGUUCCAAUCGAAAUGGGAGAGAACUACAACAUGGACGGCGAAUUCAUCACCAGUCACGUGAUGACGCCAGAAGGUGGCCACGUGAUGACUCUGGUCGGCUACAAUGACCUGUUCCUGCGUGAGAACGACCCGGACGUGUGCGGCUUCUACUUCUACCCGUACGAAGUGCAGCAGCAAUACAAGGCGCAGUUCGGCAACUUCUACGUCAACAACUUCGAGAUCGAGUGGCACGCGCAGUCGUACGCCGCGAACAAGGCGUCCUACCCUGGUCUGGACUACAGCGACGUGGAGAAGUCGACGCGCAAGCAGAACCACUAUGAGUUCGUGGGUCCGUUCCCGUUCGCUCGCAUCGUGGACAAGGAAGAUCUACCAACUGCGAAUGAACUGAACUGA
Messenger RNA from Phytophthora nicotianae INRA-310, 1314 nucleotides. RefSeq lists its product as hypothetical. The record is from RefSeq and is a predicted model, not a curated record. Bases 1 to 1314 code for a protein of 437 amino acids. Lineage: Eukaryota; Oomycota; Peronosporomycetes; Peronosporales; Peronosporaceae. The transcript has 3 exons.